GCUGCUGCUGCUGCUGCUGCUGCUGCUGCUUUGGACCUGGACGCAGAGGAAACUUCAGGGGACCAACAUGUCGCUCACCUCCAUUCUUUCAGCCGAGGCCAUUGAAAACGCUGUCAAGGACUGUCAAGCUCCAGACUCCUUCAGCUACAAGAAGUUCUUCCAGCUGUGUGGCCUGUCCUCAAAGACACCCCAGGAGGUCAAAAAUGUCUUCCAGAUCCUCGAUGAGGACAACAGCGGCUACAUCGAGGAAUCUGAGCUCAAGUACUUCCUGCAGCGGUUCGUCCCUGGAGCCCGAACACUGACUGAAGCAGAAACCAAGAGCUUCAUCUCAGCAGCUGAUGAUGACAAUGACGGCAGAAUUGGAGCAGAGGAGUUCCAGACUAUGGUCCUGUCCUGAGUUUUGCAGAGGAAAGGAGCUUAAGUCAUCAGGUCUUCGGUCACUUCCCCACUUCUGGAGUCUUCUUGUCCCAGCUUCCAAUCAUUUUGUUUGUUUACUAUUCAAAUCUGUGUGCACUAAUUGUUUUUACAUGACCUUUUCUCAUUUUAAAGACAAGCAGCUUUUAAUGUGUCUUUUCACUGUGUUGGUCCACAUAUCUUCUCUGUACACAUCUCACCUCUGACAAUAAAUGAGAUAAAUAAACAUGUGGAAACAUAAA
Messenger RNA from Amphiprion ocellaris (clown anemonefish), 656 nucleotides. It is a transcript of the gene pvalb9, whose product is annotated as parvalbumin 9. The record is from RefSeq and is a predicted model, not a curated record. Gene Ontology annotation, cellular component: nucleus; cytoplasm. Bases 68 to 397 code for a protein of 109 amino acids. Gene Ontology annotation, molecular function: calcium ion binding. The transcript is spliced from 6 exons. Lineage: Eukaryota; Metazoa; Chordata; Actinopteri; Pomacentridae.